CCCAAUUCUUACAGAAAUGGGCCCCUUCCUGUAGCAGCACACACAAAGCGCAAAGCAGCAGCAGCAGCACACCAUGAGCAGGCAGGGCGUGCGGCCCCAGCCGCUGCCCCCGGGCUUGAAGGUGGACUUCAAUGCGCUCAGAGCGCCGUCAGGCUAUGUGGCGGGCAUGGGGCGCGGCGCGGCGGGCUUCACCACCCGCUCGGAUAUCGGCCCGUCGAUGCCCGCCCCAGACGUGAAGAAAGACAAGGCAGGCACCCGUGCUGGCGGUCUGGUUGCCGACGCGGAUGCGGGCGCCGACGACACCAAGUUUGACGCCUUCCUGGGGAACGAUGCGGGGGUGCUGGGAGCCACGGGGGUGUAUGAUGAGGAGGAUCGGGAGGCCGACAAUGUGUGGGACAAUGUGGAGGACCGAAUGGAUGAGCGGCGCAAGGAGCGGCGCGAGACGAAGCUGAAGGAGGAGCUGGAGCAGUUCCGCGCGGAGAACCCCAAGAUCCAGGAGCAGUUUGCCGACCUGAAGCGCAAGCUGGCGGAUGUGCCCAUGGAGCAGUGGGAGGCCAUCCCCGACAUUGGCGACUACACGGUGAAGAAGCAGAAGCACCUGGACCGCUUCACCCCCGUGCCCGACUCGCUGCUGGCGGGCGCGGCGGCGCGCGACGCCACCGCCACCGCCAUCGACGCGCACGGCCCCGGCGGCUUGGAGACGCCCAUGGGCGGCGGCAUCACCACCGACCUGACGGCCAUGGGCGCGGGGCGCAACACGGUGGUGCAGCUGAAGCUGGACAAGAUCUCCGACUCGGUCAGCGGGCAGACGGUGGUGGACCCCAAGGGAUACCUCACAGACCUCAAGUCGGUCACGCUCAAGUCGGACGCGGAGAUCAGCGACAUCAAGAAGGCACGGCUGCUGCUGAAGAGCGUGAUCAACACCAACCCGCGCCACGCGCCCGGCUGGAUCGCGGCGGCGCGCCUGGAGGAGGUGGCCGGCAAGCUGCAGCAGGCAAGCGGGCUGCCCUGGCACGCCUGCAGCAGGACGGCGGGCUGCUGCGAGCUGUGCCCCAGCAACGAGGACGUGUGGCUGGAGGCGGCGCGCCUGCAGACGGCCGAGAACGCCAAGGCCAUCCUGGCUCGCGGCGUGGCGGCGCUGCCCGACAGCGUCAAGCUCUGGAUGCAGGCGGCGCGGCUGGAGCAGAGCGACGACGCCAAGAAGCGCGUGCUGCUCAGGGCCCUGGAGCGCAUCCCGCAGUCGGUGCGGCUGUGGAAGGCGGUGGUGGAGAUUAGUGAGGAGGACGACGCGAGGGUGCUGCUGUCGCGCGCCGUGGAGUGCUGCCCCCAGCACGUGGAGCUGUGGCUGGCGCUGGCGCGGCUGGAGGCGUAUGAGAAUGCGCGCAAGGUGCUGAACAAGGCGCGGCAGGCGGUGCCCACCUCGGCGGAAGUGUGGAUCACAGCCUCCAAGCUGGAGGAGGCCAACGGGCAGGCCGCCAUGCCCGACAAGAUCAUCCCCCGCGGCAUCAAGAGCCUGGCCACCAACGGCGUGGUCAUAGACCGGGACUGGUGGCUCAAGGAGGCGGAGGCGUCAGAGAAGAGCCAGCCGCCGAUGGCGGCCACGUGCCGGGCGAUCGUCAAGGAGGUGGUGGGGCACGGCGUGGAGGAGCAGGACCGCAAGCGCACGUGGAUGGCGGAUGCGGAGGAGUGCAUGCGGCGGGGCUCUGUGGAGACGGCGCGAGCCAUCUACGCCCACGCCCUCUCCGUCUUCCCAGGCAAGAAGAGCAUCUGGCGGCGCGCGGCGCAGCUGGAGAAGGCGGCGGGCAGCCGGGAGAGCCUGGAUGCGCUGCUGCGCAAGGCGGUACAGUACUGCCCACAGGCGGAGGUACUGUGGCUCAUGGCGGCCAAGGAGAAGUGGCUGUCAGGGGACGUGGCCGGGGCUCGGUCCGUGCUGGAGGAGGCGUUUGUGCGCAACCCGGACAGCGAGGAGAUCUGGCUGGCGGCGUUCAAGGUGGAGUUUGAGAACGCUGAGCUGGACCGCGCCAGGCUGAUUCUGGCCAAGGCGCGGGAGCACCCGCCGGCCAGCACGGCGCGCGUGUGGAUGAAGUCUGCGAUGGUGGAGCGCGAGGCGGGGGCGGCGGGGGCGGAGCGGGAGCUGCUGCAGGAGGGCAUCCGCCGCUUCCCGUACUUCUGGAAGCUGCACAUCAUGCUGGGGCAGCUGGAGGAGCGGCUAGGCAACGCCGACGCGGCGCGGCUCGCGUACGCGGCCGGCAUCAAGCGCUGCCUGGACUGCAUACCGCUCUGGGUGUCUGCGGCGCGGCUGGAGGAGCGGGCGGGCAACGUGGCAAAGGCGCGCGCGCUGCUGGAGCAGGCACGCCUCAAGAACCCCAAGAACGCGCAGCUGUGGCUGGCUGCCGUGCGCACCGAGCUGCGGGCGCAGAACCAGAAGGCUGGGGAGGCGCUCAUGGCCAAGGCGCUGCAGGACUGCCCGGACAGCGGGCCGCUGUGGGCGGAGACCAUCAACAUGGCGCCCCGCCCGCAGCGCAAGAGCAGAUCGGUGGAUGCGCUGAAGAAGUGUAAUGACGACCCUCACGUCGUGGCGGCCGUGGCGGCGCUGUUCUGGCUGGACCGCAAGGUGGACAAGGCGCGCUCCUGGUUCAACCGAGCGGUCACGCUCAACCCGGACGUGGGCGACUUCUGGGCCUCCUACCUCAAGUUCGAGACGCAGUUUGGUAGCCCCGAGCAGCAGGAGGGCGUGGUGAAGCGGUUCCUGGCGGCGGAGCCGCACCACGGCGAGCGCUGGCAGCGGGUGGCCAAGGACGCGGCCUGCGCGCACCAGAAGUCAGAGGUGGUGCUCAAGCGGGUGGUGCUGGACCUGGACAAAGAGCUGUAGGGAGGUAGGGAGCGGGGGGCUGCCCGCCCAGGCCCCAGCACCGCCUCCCGCCUCCCCAGCACCGGCCUGCCGGCCUGGGCAUCAGGCCGGGGCCGGUGCACCCUUGCGCUGCGACGUGUGUUGACCUGCCGUGUUGCGUUGAACCUAGCACUGACCUCCGCCGUCCACUGUGAUGGCUGAUCCCGCUUUGCUGUACCAUUUUGCUGUGACCUCGGGACGCUG
Chlorella variabilis is the source of this 3094-nucleotide messenger RNA. RefSeq lists its product as hypothetical. Gene Ontology annotation, cellular component: catalytic step 2 spliceosome; U4/U6 x U5 tri-snRNP complex. Gene Ontology annotation, molecular function: protein binding. NCBI's taxonomy places the organism in Eukaryota, Viridiplantae, Chlorophyta, Trebouxiophyceae, Chlorellales, Chlorellaceae. Bases 74 to 2872 code for a protein of 932 amino acids. Gene Ontology annotation, biological process: spliceosomal tri-snRNP complex assembly; positive regulation of primary miRNA processing; positive regulation of miRNA metabolic process. The record is from RefSeq and is a predicted model, not a curated record. The transcript is spliced from 18 exons.